CUUGACCAGAAAUUCAACCCAUCUGUAGCUAAUUGAUAGAAACUUCAGUUUGACCCAAGAUGAUUAGUAUAACAAAUGCACCUGAUUGAAUUUAGGGCGUGGCUUGUGCUUUAGGAGAAUUACUUUGACUGCUAAAUGGGAAUAGAUUGAAGUGGAGAAAGACUUGUGGCAGCUGGACCAACUAGACAAUAUCAGAGGAAAGAAGGGGAUACGUGCAAGAGAAAUUACAAAGCCUGAACAACCAUGGAUUGCUGUAGAACAAUGCGUCAGUCCUGGAUUUUCCCCACCACCAUCCUCUGUAUCUAUGGAUUUUUCUCCAUGAUGAGACCAUCAGAACCAUUUCUUGCACCUUACUUAACUGGACCAGAUAAAAAUCUAACCCUCAGUGAGGUCUCCAAUCAUAUGUUUCCAGUUUGGACUUACUCUUAUUUGGUGCUGCUGUUCCCUGUGUUUGUGCUGACUGAUUAUCUUCGGUAUAAGCCCAUCAUCAUCUUACAAGGAAUUAGCUUUCUGAUUACCUGGUUGUUGCUUUUAUUUGCCCAAGGAUUAUUAGCCAUGCAAAUUGUGGAAUUUUUCUAUGGGUUGGUCACAGCCACGGAGGUAGCCUAUUACUCCUACAUUUACAGUGUGGUCAGUGUGGAACACUACCAGAAAGUAACAAGUUACUGUAGAAGUAUCACGCUAGUGGCCUACACUACCGCUUCUGUGCUGGGACAGCUCUUAGUCUCCCUAGCACACGUAUCUUACUUUUAUCUCAAUGUUAUAACCAUGGCUUCUCUGUCAUUGGCAUUUGUUUUCACACUUUUCUUGCCAAUGCCCCAGAAAAGCAUGUUCUUCCAUAAAAAGUUGGAAGGAGGAAGUCGUCAAGGGUCACUAGACAAAGAUGUCGCAGAACUAGAGAUGCCUGAUAAUGGAAACAGAUCAUUCAGCCAAGAAAACAGCAUCACUUCAGAAUCAUUGGCCAAAUCAGAAAGACAGCAACAAAGCCAGUCAACUGACCAUCAACAAAGAAACCUAGUGCUGAGAGUAUUUCUGCAAUGUUGCCAGGAUUUGAAGGAGUGCUACCUAACCAAACAUCUUCUUUUCUGGUCCAUUUGGUGGGCUUCUUCCACAGCCGGCUAUAACCAAGUAUUAAACUAUGUCCAGCUUCUAUGGGACUACAAGGCACCAUCUCAAACCUCUGGUGUUUACAAUGGAGCUGUAGAAGCUAUUUCAGCAUUUGGAGGUGCAGUGGCAGCCUUUGGGGUGGGAUAUGUGAAAAUCAAUUGGGAUCUUUUGGGAGAGUUGGCUUUAGGAAUCUUUUCAGCCAUAAAUGCUGGAUCACUAUUCCUCAUGCAUUUCACCACUAACAUCUGGGUGUGUUAUGCUGGCUUUUUGAUUUUCAAAUCAAGUUACAUGCUUCUCAUAACCAUCGCAGUAUUUCAGAUUGCAAUGAACCUCAACAUGGAGCGCUAUGCUUUAGUUUUUGGAGUCAAUACAUUCUUGUCCUUGGUAAUUCAGACCAUAAUGACAUUAAUUGUAGUUGAUUCCAAAGGUCUGAAUCUGCCCAUCAGCAUUCAGUUCCUAAUUUAUGGAAGCUACUUCUUAGUCAUCGCUGGAAUUUUCAUAGUGAGAAGCAUUUAUAUAAUCUAUUUCGCCAAAUGCAAAAAAAGGGAAAUGGAUAUUAUGGCCAAUCCAAACUCAAAUGAAGCAACACCAGAGGAACGUACCGAAUCAACACAGUUUUAGCUCUGCCCACAUCGGUUAAAGUCAGAUUUCCCUGACUUAUAUCGGGGAGGAGGACAGUCAUUGGGCCUUAGAGGGAAGUGAAAAGGGCUACUUCAAGAUACAGUGGGAUUCCCCAAGUUGGAAGUCUUCUUACAAAAGCUGCAUUACCAAUUGCUGGAUACAAGUUACAGGCUAAUGGGGGAGAUAAUAUACAACAACAACAGCAUAAAAAAAAAAGCUUAAAAAUAAGAGAAAAGGAAAAAGGAAGCUAUUCAGGGGCAUGAUGGAACAUGUUGGGAUGGAGAAAUCCAAAGGAGUGCAAGAGGGUGGGAAAGGAAGAAUUGGCUGGUCUAGGCAGAGGAGGAGUAGAAGAACAAUUAUGAUGACAAGUAAUGUCUUCUAAGCAGAAAGAAAGGGGUGAGGCAAAUUGUAGGAGAUAAACAAAAGAGAUGAAAUAAGGCUUGUUAAGAACUUAAACAGAGAGCUAACAGGAGUCUUUUUCGACCUCUUUACAAACUUGGUCCGCUAAAAAAGUCACUUUUGUCCAGUAAAUCCUUUAUUCUGAGAUCUCCUCAAAUGCCCCUCCAAGAUGGAGGGGGAGGAAUAGAUUAACUCACAGUAGUUAUACAUAAUACCAAAAUACAUGAGUCUCAUAAUGUUCUACUUGUCUGCUUUGUGAAUUGGAUUGGCCCUUAUCCAAUCCCGGUGAAAAUAGAUCAGUGUCUAUGUCUCCAUAGGCACUCUGGUUGCGGGACUUCACAGGGAAAGGGAAUCUGGGCUGUUCUAGUAUGAAAUGGGAUGUUUCAGCAAGAAAGAAGCUUCCCAUUAGCGCAAUUCUUAGAUCAGCAGAAUAACCACCUAUCUGUGAUGCUACAGAGCAGAUGCCUGUGUUGUUUAGAACUCAGACCAGGCAGCCUUAAAAGACCUUUCUACCUCAAGAUUCCAUAUUUCUCUUUCAUUAGAUGAUCUCUCAAAGCCCCUUUCAGAAUAUAAUUCAAUGAAAAAGAAACUGGUUACUGCAAAGGUGAGGAAAGGUAAAAAAAUAUUUAAUUCAGAUGCUUUUAAACUAAUAUGCUGAUUCACUUUUUCAAGAAAGGCCAUUGCCUCCUGAGAAUACUGUGAUACUUUGUCAUUUGGGUAAAUUAAAUCAAGGAUUAUGGAAAGGGUUAAGACAAAGAACAGAAAAAGGAACAAUUUCUUUAGUGAAAGCUAGCAAUUUCUUAUCGAACCCUCUCCUGUUUCUGUGUGUAUGCAUAAGUCAUUUCAUACUCUUGGAAUGCUUUCUUUCCUUAAAUCUCUCCUCCUUCAAAGCCUAGUU
Messenger RNA from Sarcophilus harrisii (Tasmanian devil), 3025 nucleotides. RefSeq names its product solute carrier family 19 member 3 (gene SLC19A3). Gene Ontology annotation, biological process: transmembrane transport; vitamin transport. Gene Ontology annotation, cellular component: plasma membrane. Gene Ontology annotation, molecular function: thiamine transmembrane transporter activity. The record is from RefSeq and is a predicted model, not a curated record. The transcript is spliced from 7 exons. NCBI's taxonomy places the organism in Eukaryota, Metazoa, Chordata, Mammalia, Dasyuromorphia, Dasyuridae. Bases 244 to 1728 code for a protein of 494 amino acids.